AUGUCAGAGAACAACAAUGUUCCCCCUCACGCCGCCGCCCGCGCCCGCACCAAACUGCGGCUCCUGUGCGAGCGCCUCGUGCGGGAGGCGCAGCAGAAGGCGCAGCUGCGUCGGGGCGGAGGGCGCCGCGCCGAGCCCCCGGAGUGCCAAGGGUGCCAGUGCCAACGGCUGGCGGCGGCGCCUGGCCCCCGCCCUCGCGCCCGCCCUCGUGCUCGCCGCGCCGCCCUCCUGGCCUCGCGGGCGGCGCCCCUGCACGGCCUCCGCGCCGACCUCGUCAGCUCCCGCUGCCUCGUGCGCAACAACUACUUCGUGAUGGAGGCGACGCGCCUGCGGACGGACUGCGGGCGGGUGUGCGCGGGCGUGCGCGCGGCGGUGGAGCUGGGCGCCAACGUCUCGCGGGCGGCCUUCGCGGAGUGGGCGUACCGCUCGCGCCCGCUGGUGGUGCGCCAGGCGGCCGCCCGCUGGCCCGCCCUCGACCGCCUGUCGCUCGCCUUCUUCAGGAGCGUCUACGACAGCGUGGAGGGCGCCUACGAGGCCGUGGCCGACGAGUGCCAGUUCCUGCCCUUCCGCUCCGAGUUCGUGGACCUGCGCGACGCCCUGGCCAUGCACCCCGCCCGCGCCGCCCGCGCCCCCGGCACGCGCCCCUGGUACUUCGGAUGGCGCCUAACGGUGAGCAGGGACACAUGCUGA
This is a messenger RNA of Penaeus vannamei (Pacific white shrimp), 690 nucleotides long. Lineage: Eukaryota; Metazoa; Arthropoda; Malacostraca; Decapoda; Penaeidae. The record is from RefSeq and is a predicted model, not a curated record.